Trypanosoma conorhini is the source of this 2529-nucleotide messenger RNA. Its product is annotated as putative serine/threonine protein phosphatase type 5. Bases 1 to 2529 code for a protein of 842 amino acids. Gene Ontology annotation, molecular function: heat shock protein binding. Gene Ontology annotation, cellular component: mitochondrion; cytosol. The transcript has a single exon. The record is from RefSeq and is a predicted model, not a curated record. Lineage: Eukaryota; Euglenozoa; Kinetoplastea; Trypanosomatida; Trypanosomatidae.
AUGGCGUCUAACCAGCAGGGCGCGUCCACGGCACCGUCGCGGCAGGCGAUCGAGGACUGGCUUGAGCGCAUUGACGACAUCACGGCGUCGGUGGAAGAAAUACUCCGCGAGGACCCGAUGGAGGCCGCGCGUAGGCGGCAGGAGCGGGAGGCCCAGCGCCGUCAGACGGAACUGGACGCGAGACGUGAGAAGGUGAGGAUGCGGUAUGACCCGCGGUACUACGCCCGGUUUGAAAACGACGAGGUCAUCGAUCAGCUGCUAAGGGAGGCGGAGGGCGGGCGCAGGCGAGCAGCGGCGGCGGGGGACGAGUCCUGCUACACCCGCGCCGAGCGGGUCUCGCUGGAGGAGGCCCUGCGACUGAAGGACGAUGCCGCAAAGGCCGUACGGGCGUCCGAAUGGGCGCGGGCGUGCGAGCUCUACACCACGGCCAUCCGCCUCAAUGUGGUGGACACGGCACUGCAGCGCACGCUCCGCAACAACCGCGCCCUUGUGCAGUUGAAGCUCAAGCGCUACCUUGAUGCCGUCGAUGACGCAAGUUGCGUGCUGAGGGAAGAGCCAACGAAUGUGAAGGCGCUGCUGCGAAGGGCAGCAGCACUUAGACACCUGCACCGCCCCCUAGAUGCACUGAGGGAUGUCGGGGAGGCACUGAGGCGGGAUCCCGCGAGCCAGGAGGCGGGGGAGCUUGCACACUGGCUGCGACGGGCGAAGAGGGAGCAAGGCAUCUGUGCCGUUUUUCAGCACCGCCAGCCCGAAGAGGCAAAGUGCUUGUCCAAUGCGGUAAACGCGUUAACGGCAGCUGUGACGGGUUUGCGUGAGUCUAGUGGUACGGAGCCCACCGAGGCGAUGCUGGAGGACACCGAUGGCGAAGGCGGCCCUGGAGAAACGGCAUGGUAUCGCGCAGUGGAAAGUGUGCGUCGGUGCCUUGGAGUGGUGCAGUCGUUUCAUCGAGGGGCCGCGAUGCUGUUCGUCCUGCACGAGGGUUUGAAUCCGUUGAUCGAACUGGUUUGCAUGACCCUCGCCAGGGGUUGCCAGGGACUCGUCAGGGACGCCAGCGCGGGGACUCCGGAGCAGCUGUCGGCACACGGGAUGGUAUUCUGCGUCGCCGCUCGCCUUUUGUCUCUUGUUUUGCUGGGCAGCGAGACGGGCGUUGAGGGGCUGGAGCCCGCCACUGUGGCGGACCUCGUGCGGAAUGUGACGGAUGUGUUGUCUGCCGCACUUCGGCACGAAGCACAAGGCACCGCAGGAGGCGCCACACUAAAGCUGACGGUUGCCAUCCUGCAGCUGUUGGAGGGGCUGGCCACGCGUUACCCCGUCGUGGUGCAUGGCCACUGCGCGCCCGCGCUGAUGACGAUGUGGGCGGUGAUGCGGAAAAGGCAGCCGGCUCCACAGCUGCUCUUUUUUUACUGCGGCAUACUCGAGGCGCUCCUCAGGGAGGCGUCCGUGUGUGCGGCGGUGACGAAGGACUUGGAUGAAAUUCUGCCGCAGGUGACUGAGGUGGCGAUAGCGGCGGACCCAGAGCCGCUCAAGGAGGCUGGCCUUUCCUUGGCUGUGCGCGCCACCUGCGUCAGCGACGCGUGCGCAAAGGCGAUGGGCUCACUGGACUCCACGCGCGCCCUGGCAACGGCGCUGCCGCCGCUCCAGCGGGGACGCCGCGCCGCACCUCCUUCCCCGCGCGUGGAGGAGGGGGUCUACGCCGUGGUGUACAACGUUCUGCUGCGGGCCGAAUCCCGCCCUCAGUACGUGGCCCAGUGGGCCGCCGUAACCGACCCGAGCGGCAACGGUGAUUCCUCCUUUGCUCUUCGUGCAUGGCUUGCGCUACGCGAGCAGGUGUCGGCCGGUGGGAGCUCCGCCGAGCACCUCUCCGUAAAUGCGAAGAAGUUGGCUGUUCUGGCAAGGUUCUCACCCCACGACAAGCUCCUUCGCGACGCCAUGCUGGAGGGAGAGGCGACACUAUGGACGGCGCUCAACCUCGCGCUUUCGUCACUCAGCUCUCGCGAUGCCGCAGCUCUGGCCGCGGCCGACGGUGAAGCGGGGGCAACUGCAGCAGAGGAUGAAGAGCCGGUGAAGGCUGCUGCGGCCGCUGCGUGGGAGCUUGUGGAGCAUGCAUCGACGUGCAUCGCCACCUUUUACUCACAAAGCCUUCUUUCAAGGGAUCAGGGCCUCGCGGCGGCGGACCGGAUUGCCAUUUUGAUGCAUAUUGUUCGUCGCGCUGGUGUCCAGCACCUGGUCGCGCUUGGCAACGCGGCGUUGAUAGCGUCAUUUGUGCCUUCUGCAAGCUGCUGCCACUUUGCCGCAGUGGGCGGUGUGGACUUGCUGCUGCAGGGCUUGCGAAGUGUGCGCGCGCAUCUGUGCGACCUGGAGCACGAUGGCAAGAGGGGCUCUGCGUCAUGGAUUCACGGCACAGCCGCUCAGAAGAACCUUGCGAUUGCACUCUCGCGCUGCUGCGUGGUGGAGGCUCAGCGGGAUCGGCUGCGGGAGUUGAGGGGAUUUGAGACGCUCCACGCCAUUCUUGAGGCCCAGCUUGCGUGA